Ilex paraguariensis (yerba mate) is the source of this 1363-nucleotide messenger RNA. NCBI's taxonomy places the organism in Eukaryota, Viridiplantae, Streptophyta, Magnoliopsida, Aquifoliales, Aquifoliaceae. The record is from the annotation of a GenBank genome assembly.
AUUAUAUAUACUCACUAUAUACUUAUAUAUACUAAUUUCAUUUUGAAUUCGAUUUUCAUUAUCUAUAGCAUUAUCUAUAGAUAUUAAUUCUCUACCAUAUCUACGAAUUAAUAAGAAUUCCAAUUCUUAAUUAUAAUUAUUAUAAGAUAUCUUUAUCAUUUUAAAUAAUAAAAACAGGUAAAAAUAAAAUAGUAAAUCGAGGUACCCAUUCUAUGAUAACUCUCAACCUUCCCUCUAUUUUUGUGCCUUUAAUAGGCCUAGUAUUUCCGGCAAUUGCAAUGGCUUCUUUAUUUCUUCAUGUUCAAAAAAACAAGAUUGUGUAGAUCCGAUGGGAUCCAAUCUCAUCCAUUUUUUUUUUUUCAAACUUAGACUUGUAUCAUAACACAGAUAUCUAUUUCGUGGAAUAUGAUAUAACAUGUGGCUUCCACCGAACAUAAAACCGAACAUAAAAGAAAAGCUCUUAUGCCUGCAGAAAAUGCUAUAUGGGUAAAUGACUUUUAGCUAUUUUCAAAUAGAUCAGGAUCGCCGGAUGGCUGAAAUGUAAAGUCAGCGUAUCUAGAUGUAUGUCGAUAUCUAUAGUAGGAUCAUAUGAAAGGUCUGUUAUUAUUUUAGAUUUUAGAUCUAACCAAUUUGAUGAAUGACUCCUAAAGGUUCACAUCAAACUAGUGCUAGUUGAUGAGAGUUACUUCGGAAACAAAAAGAGUAAAGUCAAAUUCAUUUGGGGUCUUUUCUCAAUUUCAAUAAAAUACAACUGGAUCAAGUAUGAGUUGGCGAUCAGAACAUAUAUGGAUAGAACCUAUAAUGGGGUCUCGAAAAGCAAGUAAUUUCUGGUGGGCCAUUAUCCUUUUUUUAGGUUCAUUAGGAUUCUUAUUGGUUGGAACUUCUAGUUAUCUUGGUAGAAAUUUGAUAUCUUUAUUUCCGUCUCAGCAAAUUCUUUUUUUUCCACAAGGGAUCGUGAUGUCUUUCUAUGGGAUCGCCGGUCUUUUUAUUAGCUCCUAUUUGUGGUGCACAAUUUCGUGGAAUGUAGGUAGUGGUUAUGAUCGCUUCGAUAGAAAAGAAGGAAUAGUGUGUAUUUUUCGUUGGGGAUUUCCUGGAAAAAAUCGUCGCAUCUUCCUCCGAUUCCUUAUAAAAGAUAUUCAGUCUGUCAGAAUAGAAGUUAAAGAGGGUAUUUAUGCUCGUCGUGUCCUUUAUAUGGACAUCAGAGGCCAGGGGGCCAUCCCCUUGACUCGUACUGAUGAGAAUUUUACUCCACGAGAAAUUGAGCAAAAAGCUGCUGAAUUAGCAUAUUUCUUGCGUGUCCCAAUUGAAGUAUUUUGAGAAAUGAAAAUGAACUGAAGAAUGAAUGCUUUUUCAGCAGGAGGGA